UUUUGCCAGAACCACGCCUGCCCGAACGCUCGUAAACGCUAUCCUAUAUCCCUUCAGGUUCCAUUUCUCACUCUCUGCCGAACCUCCCUCGUCCCUACGAAUGGCGCCCUCCUUCGAAGAGCCCGUCGCCGAAGCACUUGAAAACCCACUUAAGCGGAAGCCAGAUCUUGUCGCUCCAGAGCCAGAACAUUGUCCCGGUCCUGAAUCGGAGCAAGCGGGCAAAGGCGACGCAUGCAAUGGCUGUCCCAACCAAGCCAUCUGCGCCUCUGCACCCAAAGGCCCCGACCCAGACAUCCCUCUUAUUACCGAACGACUCGCUGGAGUAAGACACAAAAUCUUAGUGCUCUCAGGAAAAGGCGGAGUGGGCAAGUCUACAUUCUCGUCGCUCCUGUCGCACGCCUUUGCAGCCAACCCAGACUCGACAGUGGGCAUUAUGGACACAGAUAUCUGCGGCCCGUCGAUACCGAAAAUGAUGGGCGUCGAGAGUGAAACAAUACAUGUUAGCAAUGCCGGAUGGAGUCCCGUCUGGGUCACAGACAAUCUUGGAGUUAUGAGCAUUCAGUUUAUGCUACCCAACCGAGACGACGCAAUCAUAUGGAGAGGGCCAAAAAAGAAUGGUAUAAUCAAACAAUUCUUAAAAGACGUCGAAUGGGGCGAGUUGGACUACUUGAUUGUCGACACACCACCGGGCACAUCAGACGAACAUCUGUCAGUUAACUCAUUUUUGAAAGAGUCCGGCGUGGAUGGUGCGGUGGUGGUGACCACGCCACAAGAGGUGUCUCUGCUGGACGUGCGGAAAGAGAUUGAUUUCUGUCGAAAGGCAGGGAUUCGGGUCCUGGGGCUGGUUGAAAACAUGUCGGGGUUCGUCUGUCCCAAAUGCACGCACGAAUCUCAGAUCUUCCGGGCAACGACGGGAGGAGGGCAAAAGUUAUGCCAGGAUAUGGGCAUACCUUUCCUGGGAUCAGUACCGCUCGACCCGCGGAUCGGCAUGGCGUGUGACUUUGGUGAAAGCUUUAUGGAUAGCUUUCCCGACAGUCCAGCUUGCAAGGCAUUACGACAAGUAGUGAGAUCCGUGGGCCAGAUGAUAGGAGAGGAUCCCGAUCAAGUUCUUCCUGACGGACCAAUAUAACAGCCCAGCCAUCCAUUGUUUGUUAUUCCUGGAGGGGAGAGUUCUUUUGCUCGAUCUGCGGUGGUUGGCGCAACGCAAAAAGUCAACUUUGCGUGGCGGGGAACCCUCAUAUCUGUCCCGCAGACCAGCCAUAACAGCUUUUGGAGCCGCAGAUAUAUUUGUUGUGAUCUGCUGUGAGGAUACCAGAUCCAGGACUCCCACGCAGCGCAUCACUUGAGCAAUAGCGUUGGUGGGGUCAAUUGUUGGGCGGCAGAUGAAGCUGGGAGGUUCUGGGGGCGGAUUGGGGACUGUGUGAUGAUGCCGUGCGUUUCUGGUCUCAGGUCAUACGACAUGCUCGCAAUCCUCCAACUUUGCGCAGGCAAGGCGCAAUGCCAACACAGACUUGAGCCUGGGCAUUGUGGACAGCGACUGAGCAGAAUGGCACCAGGCACUCCUGGAUGUUUCCCUCUGGACCAAAUCGGGACAAGGCACGCGCCAAGCCACUUGGAGCCAGAACGGGCUAGUCCCAGUCCCGCAGCGGAAACUCGAACGAAAGAUGAAACUUAAACUUCUGCGCCUUCAGUUUCACCUUCACCCCCUAUUCCUCCCUCCAACCCCAUCCUUUCUCAUCGGCGCAGCUGAGAACCACAGAAUCCCAUCCCUGGGCUCCCGUUCUGAAGGCCUUCGGUUCUUCAGCCUCGACGAGCAGCCGAAGUUGCAUCCACACCCAGUCGCCUCAACGUCACACUGCCACCACCAUGCACUCCUGUCCGCCCCAAUGGUUGGCUCCCUCAGAUCUGGCCAGUCACAGGCUUAUGCCGUAGGUGGAGAGCUCUCUCUUUGACACCGAGAUCCCCUCCCUGGCUCCAGACCUCAAUCGAGAGCUCACCAGGUCCAUCGUUGACCUGUUGAUCACGAUCCUGAGACAUGCAGAUGGCGUGGCCCAAGACUGUCUAGCACAAUUCGAGACGAGGCCGCGCAUGUAUGCAGCGCUGCGGAGUAAUUCUACCAAGAUACGAUUUACACUUCCAUUUUG
Messenger RNA from Cladophialophora immunda, 2144 nucleotides. Its product is annotated as cytosolic Fe-S cluster assembly factor nbp35. The transcript is spliced from 2 exons. NCBI's taxonomy places the organism in Eukaryota, Fungi, Ascomycota, Eurotiomycetes, Chaetothyriales, Herpotrichiellaceae. The record is from RefSeq and is a predicted model, not a curated record. Gene Ontology annotation, cellular component: cytosol. The coding region runs from base 101 to 1129 and encodes 342 amino acids. Gene Ontology annotation, biological process: iron-sulfur cluster assembly. Gene Ontology annotation, molecular function: ATP-dependent FeS chaperone activity; 4 iron, 4 sulfur cluster binding; ATP binding.